Myripristis murdjan (pinecone soldierfish) is the source of this 6565-nucleotide messenger RNA. It is a transcript of the gene ctnnd2b, whose product is annotated as catenin (cadherin-associated protein), delta 2b. The coding region runs from base 1 to 3651 and encodes 1216 amino acids. Lineage: Eukaryota; Metazoa; Chordata; Actinopteri; Holocentriformes; Holocentridae. The transcript is spliced from 24 exons. Gene Ontology annotation, cellular component: nucleus; plasma membrane; adherens junction. Gene Ontology annotation, molecular function: protein binding. The record is from RefSeq and is a predicted model, not a curated record. Gene Ontology annotation, biological process: dendritic spine morphogenesis; cell-cell adhesion.
AUGCCAGUGCCCGAGGUGGCGUCUGACACUGCCAGCGCUGCCGCCAUGUUGAGCCCCGUCCUCAACGCCUCCAACGGAGACGGCUCCGAGUCUGAAACCACCUCCGCCAUCCUCGCCUCCGUCAAGGAACAGGAGUUGCAGUUUGAACGUCUGACCAGGGAGCUGGAAGCCGAACGACAGAUUGUUGCCACUCAACUGGAGAGAUGCAAGCUUGGCUCUGAGACUGGAAGCAUGACUAGCAUCAGUUCAGCAGAUGAGAAAUUUCGCUGGAACAACCAAGAUGGCCAGAAGGACAUAGAGGAGGAGCUGACGACAGGCCUGGAGCUGGUGGACUCCUGCAUCCGAUCGCUUCAAGAAUCGGGAAUCUUGGACUCACAGGAGUUUUCCACAGGAGACAGACAAGGUCUGCUGUCCCAGAGUGCUUUGCAGCUCAACAACCAGGAUGCCUAUGCAGCUGCAGGUUACCAUAGUAACCAAGGCCUGGCGCUUGGAGAGACAGUCACGCCCCGCGGUGGGCAGGUGGGAGGGGCUGUUCACAGCUACAACCAGGUAACCUCCAACCGUGCAGCUGCCCAAUUAGCGGGGACUGACUCCCCCUCCCAGUCCCAGAGAGACUCCUUUGCCCAACAGGCCCACGGCAGCGCCUUUCACAUGCCCGUGGAUGGCAGCCCUGCACCCACUGGACCCUCUAUGUACUAUUCCUGUGCCACUCUGCCUGCACAGCGUGUGAGCUCCCCUCUGCAGGCGGUGGGAUCCCCCACGAAGCUGCAGCGCCUGGGCUCAGCCUCCUCCGACAUGCCCAGCUAUGCCACCCUACAGAGGGUGUCCUCACCCAAACAGUCGCCCAGCCGACUCGCCAAGUCCUACAGCACCUCCUCACCCAUCAACAUGGUAGCAUCAGGCGCUGCGGGCUCCUCCUCUCCUCUCCCUAUGGCGGCCUCCCCGGGUGGAAACCACACUUCAUCGCCCCUCCACCAGCUCAGCUCCGCAGUGGGCAGCUACGCCACCUUGUCGCCUACCAAGCGCAUGCUGCACCACGUCGGACCAGACAGUUACAAGAUCUCCCACGAGCUUUACGCCAACGCAACCCUGCAAAGGCCUGGUAGCCUGGCAGGUAGAGGCUCCAGAGGUUCCUACAGCAGCCAACACAGUCACCUGGGCUCUGAGCUCCGACCUCUACAGUCCCCUGAGCACCACAUUGACCCCAUCUAUGAAGACAGAGUCUAUACCAAACCCAACCUCAGAGGGCAAGCCCCGCCUUCCCCUGGUGUUGACCCAAUCCCCUUGCAACGAACGGGAAGCCAAAGCGCCACCACCAACUAUCAGAGGGCCAGCUUCGCCACAGGAGGCGGGGCAUCCGACUACACCAACCCAUACCGCACGCUGCAGUUCUGCCCGUCCACCGAGUCGCCUUACAGCAAGUCAGGCCCCGCCCUGCCUCCCGAGGCGGCCCUGGCCCGGUCUCCAUCAGUGGACAGCAUCCAGAAGGACCCCAGGUACGACCCUGAAUUCCUUGUGUGGAAUCAAAAUCAAGCCGAGCAAAGAAUGACAAAGGAGUUUGGCUGGAGGGAUCCAGAGCUGCCGGAGGUGAUCCAGAUGCUGCAGCAUCAGUUCCCAUCGGUCCAGUCCAACGCUGCCGCCUACCUCCAGCACCUCUGCUUCGGAGACAACAAGAUCAAAUCUGAGAUCCGGCGGCAGGGUGGCAUCCAGCUGCUGGUGGACUUGUUGGACCACCGGAUGACCGACGUGCACCGCAGCGCCUGCGGAGCCCUGAGGAACCUGGUGUACGGCAAAGCCAAUGACGACAACAAAAUCGCCCUGAAGAACUGCGGAGGCAUACCGGCUCUGGUCCGGCUGCUCAGAAAGACCACGGAUGUGGAGAUCCGAGAGCUGCUCACAGGCGUCCUUUGGAACCUGUCGUCGUGCGACGCCCUGAAGAUGCCCAUCAUCCAGGACGCCUUGGCUGUGUUGACCAACGCUGUGAUCAUCCCCCACUCGGGCUGGGACACGUCCCCCCACACGCAGGAGGACCGCAAGCUGCACCUGCACUCCUCCCAGGUCCUCCGCAACGCCACCGGCUGCCUUCGGAAUGUGAGCUCUGCUGGUGAGGAGGCACGGAGAAGGAUGAGGGAGUGUGAGGGUCUGACGGACGCCCUGCUCUACGUCAUCCAGACUGCCCUGGGGAGCAGCGAGAUUGACAGCAAGACCAUAGAGAACUGUGUGUGCAUCCUGAGGAACCUGUCAUACCGUCUGGCUGCAGAGACGUCCCACAGCCAGCAGGGGGGGUCGGAGGAGCUAGACGGCCUGCUGUGCGAUGCCGGUGGGAAGGAGGCUGAGAGCUCUGGAUGCUGGGGCAAAAAGAAGAAGAAGAAGAAGGGACAUGACCAGUGGGACGGCGUCGGCCCGUUUCCAGACUCGGCAGAGCCCCCAAAAGGCAUCCAGAUGUUAUGGCACCCAACCAUCGUGAAGCCCUACCUCACCCUUCUGUCUGAGUGCUCCAACCCAGACACCCUGGAGGGAGCAGCUGGAGCUCUGCAGAACCUCGCUGCUGGCAGCUGGAAGUGGUCGGUGUAUAUCCGGGCUGCUGUGCGUAAAGAGAAGGGCCUCCCUAUCCUGGUGGAGUUGCUGAGGAUAGACAAUGACAGGGUGGUGUGUGCCGUGGCCACCGCGCUGAGAAACAUGGCCCUGGACGUCAGGAACAAGGAGCUCAUCGGUAAGUAUGCCAUGAGGGACCUGGUGCACCGUUUGCCCGGAGGCAGCAACAACAACAACAGCAGUGGCAGUGGAGGAGGAGGAGGAGGCGCAAACAGCAGCUGCCUGGUGGGGAAGACCAUGUCGGACGAUACCAUCACGGCCAUCUGCUGUGCACUGCACGAGGUCAUCACCAAGAACAUGGAGAACACCAAGGCCCUGAGGGACGCCGGCGGCAUCGAGAAGCUCAUCGGCAUCGCCCGCAGCAAAGGAGACAAACACACUCCUAAAGUGGUGAAAGCAGCAUCUCAAGUCCUUAACAGUAUGUGGCAAUACCGAGACCUCCGCAGCCUCUACAAAAAGGAUGGCUACUCCCAGUACCAUUUUGUCGGCUCUUCCUCCACGAUAGAGAGAGAUCGACAGCGUCCUUACUCCUCCUCUCGCACUCCGUCCAUCUCUCCCGUGCGGACCUCGCCCAACAAUCGAUCAGCGAGUGCUCCUGCCUCCCCCAGGGAGAUGAUGGCGCUGAAGGAGAGGAAGGCAGACUACGAGUCGACUGGCAACACUAGUUACCAUGGCAACAAGGGCGAGCACACUUCCAGGAAGGACGCCAUGGCAGCUCAAAUCACUGGUGGGUCUUCGACUCUACUCAGAGGAGCAUACGUGUCACCUAGUGAUGAUCUGAAAUAUAACCAGGUGUCUUCUCAAGGAUUGCCUUCGGAGCCCUACCCUCCCUUCCAGAACCCUCCUCCACCUGGCGGCGGCAACUACGAGGACCAGGCCUUCUACGAGGACCAGGUCCAUGCAGGAGGGCGCCCCCCGCAGGCUGACCUCAACAUGCACCUGCAGGGCCUAAAGUCCACCGGCAACUAUGUAGACUUCUACUCGGCGUCAAGGCCCUACAGCGAGCUCAACUACGAGACCAGCCACUACCCAGCCUCGCCAGACUCCUGGGUCUGAAAGGAGACAAGGGCGGAGGGGGAGCAGGACGGGGAGGGGGGGUGAAGAGGGGGGAGAAAAGAAGAGGGUGAAUGGCGAUAGCUUAAACAGUGGAGGAGAGAAGAUGAAAGCACGUUUUUUCACCUCCCCUCCCCUCACCCCGACCCUCCCCAAAAACUCCUGAGUAGCAUCGUUAGGUAGCAGGAUGAGGGAGGGGAGCAGAGGAGGAGGAGGAGGGGAGGAUGGAAUGAAAGAGGAGUGAAAACAGGAGGAGGAAAUAUAAAAGAGACCAUGCUCCUUCCAGAGACGAGGGCUUGGGGGGGGAGUAGGAGGACUCACAGAGGACAGAGGACUGGCCAUGCAUGUGCAUGCACACCACCAACAACAACCGACACAUUUUUCUUCAACUGUGUUUAGUUUGAGAUCCGCAAGAACGAUCGGCAGAGAGGAAGGUGACGACCUCCCGCGCCCCAAAGGUCUCUGGGAGAAAGAACAGGAGAGGGACAUAUACCAUGAAAGAGUCGGAACGUAGAAAGAUGCAUGAGAGAAAAAGAAGGAAACAGAGACAAAGAAGGACAGUGAAAGAUAAAAAUGGAUUUUUUAAAGGUAAGCAUGGAAGUUUUGGAUGAAGGGAUGUCAGACGGCUGGAGUGCUGGAACGUGUCGGAGGUAACUUGGGAGGGGACAGUUGUAAAUAUGUGGCAUAGUAACGUGGCUUUUAGUAAUGUGAAGCACAAGAAACGGAGCUAUAGGACAUAGAUGUCUGUCACACAAACUUUUGUUUCUCUACGGCUUCAGCGUGACGUGUCCUCCUCUGGGCAAGGAAAUGCUUGUGGACUUUGUCAUUUGUGACAGGGUUUUUUUUUCUGUUUGUCUGUUUGUUUGUUUUGUUUCUCCUACUUUUUUCAUUUGUACUUUUUUAAUUCUCGAUUCUGGUUGUAUAGUAUUUGAUGUACAUUACGAAGAUGCAUUGUGUACUGUACAUUGCACUAUUUUCUGUGUAAGGCCUUCUUCGCCGUAGGUCAGGUUCACUUUCUCUGUCAACAUCCCCUCCCCAUGUGCACACACACACACACACACACACACACCUCGCACACAGAACAAUAUCUACACUCUGACCUUCACCAACCUUCAAAUCUCAUAUCACAGCUACAGACGGAUUUCAACACGUUGCUAAAAAACGUGACACAGCGGAUAUAAAGUGGGCAUUGGAUGCAGUCUUAAAGCAUCAGUUCUGCUAGGUCACGGUGCUCCUCUUACUGCCCUACAGAUAGGCUUUCUUAGCCUGGCAUAGCAGACAAUACACCUGCCAAAAUGGCUCCAGAGAGGCUUGACCAGUUUGAUGGAGGCCCUGUAUAAAGUUGCAGCAGCAAAGCCUUUUUUACAAUGACUCUAUCGCUCAUCUCGUCGUACGCCAUUUUGGACGCUAGCUUUGGUUUUUUGACAGCUAUCUUUCCACAUUCACGCCACGGCCCCUCUUUUUGUUCCCACGAGCCCUCCCUUGGUGUGAACUGUGCUCAUUGUUUAUUAAAACCGUGCCAAACAUGGGUUACUUCCCCUCAGCUAAAGAAGGCGGGGAAAGGUAGGGGGGGAAGGGGUCCAAGUUCAGCUGAAGUGUCCAUUUCAACUGAACGUCAUUGGUUCAAAUGAUGCCAGUUUGUAAAUGCUUUGUUUUUUUAAACUGUGUUUUACUGGGAUCAAAACUGUCUCACUGCACCAGAACUUGGAAAAAAAUGAAAUAAAAAAAUGAAUAAAAUUUUAAAAAAACACACACACAUGGAGGAACUGUGAUCAGGCGGAGCCUCGCUUCCUCCAAAGCUGUACAAAAUUAGUUCAUUUCUGUGUUGUAAAUUAAUCAAUGUUUGAAGUAAAAAAAAAAACAAAAAACAACUUUCUUUUUUUUCUCAGAGAUGGGUGGCAAUUCUAAGUUCAUGGUAGACAAAACUGUUAAUAGAGUAUGGAUAUAUAUUAUAUAAAUAUAAAUAUAUACUUUUUAUGUGCAGAUGUGGAUGUCACUUAUAGCAGCAACAUUAUGGGAAAAAGACUUGUAAAAAAAAGAACUACAUGUAGGAAUUUUGUUCACAUUUUAUUUUAUGGUCAACACACUAAAUUGUCAACUUUGUGUAGUAAUGUUGUUGCUAUGUGGAGUAGAGUAGACCAGGGCCCAAGGAUCCAAGUUGUCACUAAAUCAGUCAACUAAUUAACAAGAAAAAGGUGCUAUAUCAGUGACAGAUAUUUCCAAUAUGUCUGUAUUUCAAUGUGUAUAAAAUGUUUCUUUCCCCUGUAUAGAUUAUGAACAACUGUCCGCUCUAAAAUGUGAAUUCUGAAAUGAUCACAGGUGACCAUUUUGAAUCACAGAAGCAAGAAAAUGAUGUCUUUCACACGUCUGAUCUCCCUCAAACUGUGUUUCUCAUGCAUGAUAUCCCCCAUUCUGAUCAAUUGGUCUCAGUGUGAUAAAUAACAAAGCUUGCACCCACGUAUGCAUGAGUAUGAUGUCGUUAGAGUCAAUCUGAAACUAAAUGGUACAGUUUUUUUUUCUUUGUCUCUUUCGGUUUGGUAUUUUUAAGUGAGAAAGGAUCAAAUGUUAAAGAUGUGACAACAGACCCUGGUCCUCCCUACCCACUGCUGUUUAGAAGUCCUAGAGGUCAUCUUCCGAUGCUUGAAAAAUGAAUUAUAAUGCAAUUGUCCCCCACUAAAACACUGGAUGAGAAACAGUACCCUACUUUGUUAGUAAGCAUCUGGAAACUGACAACGUUACGUAUGUCCUUGUGAUCCGUAGGCAGAAUACCUGACUAUAAGACCUGUAUGGAGAUAUAAUGUCAGUAACCUUUUUGUUGCUAGACAAAAACGUGUUUUAAAAAGAAAAUUGUGAAUCUUUCUAUUGCCUCAAACAGAUUGCAACUGCUCCAAAAAUAUAAAUGGACCAUCGAAGAGCC